This is a messenger RNA of Zonotrichia albicollis (white-throated sparrow), 504 nucleotides long. The record is from RefSeq and is a predicted model, not a curated record. Lineage: Eukaryota; Metazoa; Chordata; Aves; Passeriformes; Passerellidae.
AUGUUCAGGUUCUGNAAAACCACCAUGACACUGAUGGGGCGCCCCGACCUGUGCGACACGGCGGCCUUCAGCCUCACCAUCCUCAUCCUCACCAUCCUCAUCGUCACCAUCGUUAUCCUCACCAUCAUUGUUAUCCUCAUCCCCAUCAUCCUCUUAUCUUCAUCCUCACCCCCAUCAUCCUCCUCAUCUUCAUCCUCACCAUCAUCCUCCUCAUCUUCAUCCUCAUCCCCAUCAUCCUCAUCAUUAUCUUCAUCCUCAUCCUCACCAUUGUUAUCCUCAUCCCCAUCAUCCUUCUCUUCAUCAUCAUCGUCAUCCUCAUUAUCCUCCUCAUCAUCACCUUCAUCCUCCUCACCAUUAUUAUCCUCAUCCCCAUCAUUCUCAUCAUUAUCUUCAUCCCCAUCAUCUUCAUCCUCACCCCCAUCAUCCCCACCAUUAUCAUCCUCAUCCUCAUCAUCGUUAUCCUUAUCCCCAUCAUCCUCCUCUUCAUCAUCAUCUUCAUCCUCC